Molecule: messenger RNA, 350 nt
Organism: Laetiporus sulphureus 93-53
Lineage: Eukaryota; Fungi; Basidiomycota; Agaricomycetes; Polyporales; Laetiporaceae
Exons: 1
Coding region: 32-307 (91 amino acids)
Source: RefSeq, a predicted model, not a curated record
ACCUGGUAUCCCGAUCUAUUUUGAGCACCUUAUGCGGGCAGUCCGGGCUCAGGCCUCGGAAACCUUUUUCCAGGAGCACUGUGAAGUGCUGAGCGGGAACCAGCUCGACACGGGCAGGGCCGGGAUCCGUGUCCGCGCCAGACGCUUCAAUCGAAAUCAAUAUGAUCCGCCGGACGACCCGCGUGACUAUAUUCAUCGUGCCCGAGGUCGAACUGCCCAUGCGGACAAGGUGGGGAGAAGCUUGAUGUUCCUGCUGCCGAGUGAGCUUGGGUUCCUACGGUAUUUGAGCGGAAGUUCCGCUAAUUGAAUUCAGCUUCCUGGCAGAAAAGAUUGCGAAUGUGCAGUCACAG